Molecule: messenger RNA, 2391 nt
Organism: Mesorhabditis belari
Lineage: Eukaryota; Metazoa; Nematoda; Chromadorea; Rhabditida; Rhabditidae
Source: the annotation of a GenBank genome assembly
AUGAGCUGGGAGUCGUAUGUGUUCCCGGUUGUCGGCUCGAUCUUCAUCUCGGCUCUCUCAUUCUCAUUGGGAAAAUUUGGGUAUUCUUUUGUCUGGAUUUUGAUCAUUUGUUCUAUGCACAUCGUCAAGAGUUAUCUAUGGAAACAAAGAGAACGCAGAUUGAUGUCACUACAAGCGACAGCAUUGCGAGAACGUGAAGUAAUCUAUGCACAACUACAAGAUCUUCCCGCUUGGGUGCAAUUUCCAGAUACCGAACGGGUGGAAUGGCUCAAUAAAGUUAUUCACCAAUUGUGGCCCUACAUUGGCGAGUAUGGGAAGGUGUUUCUAACAGAUGUCAUUCUACCACAGGUGAAAGCCCAGAUGCCAGCCGUAUUCAAAAAUUUCAAAUUCACAAAAAUGGACAUGGGCGAUAUUCCGUGUCGAGUCGGCGGAGUGAAGGUGUACACACAUAAUGUUGGUCGAGAUCGAAUCAUUGUCGACAUGGAAGUCGCUUAUGCGGGUGAUUCGGAUUUCGCGAUUUCUUGUUGUGGAUUCUCGGGUGGAAUGAAUCAAAUCCAGUUUUCCGGUAAAUUGAGGGCCGUUUUGAAGCCACUUCUGCCAUAUCCGCCAAUGAUUGGCGGGAUCAGUGCCUCGUUUCUUGAAAUGCCAAAAAUCGAUUUCAAUUUGACGGGAAUGGGCGAAUUCGUCGAAUUGCCUGGACUCAUGAAUGCGAUACGAUCGGUGCUGAACUCUCAAGUGGCAGCCUUUGCUGUGCUUCCGAAUGAAAUCGUUGUCCCACUCGCUCCAAAUGUCGAUGUCACUCGUUUAUUCUUCCCUGAACCGGAUGGUGUUGUCCGUUUGAAGAUUAUUGAGGCUAAAAAUCUUGAAAACCGUGACAUUUCCUUUAUCAAAAAAGGAAAGAGCGAUCCCUAUUGUGAAGUUCAAGUUGGCUCUCAGUAUUUCAAAACACGAACGAUUGACGAUGAUCUGAAUCCAGUGUUCAAUGAAUAUUUUGAAGCCGUCGUCGAUCAGGCCGAUGGUCAAAAAUUGAGAAUCGAAGUGUUCGACGAGGAUCGGGGACAGGAUGAAGAGUUGGGAAGGCUUUCCAUCAAUUUGGCUAACAUCCAGCAGAAAGGAACCGUUCAGAAGUGGUUCCCGCUCGAGGGCUGUAAACACGGCGAUCUUCACAUAAAAGCAACGUGGCUCAAUCUAUCAACAAAUAUCCAACAUUUAGAACAACAGGAAUGGGAAACAGAGUGGCUUCAAGCAAAUCGGCCAAUCCAUCCGGCUUUGUUGAUGGUUUACGUGGACUCAGUGGCCGAUCUACCGUACCCGAAAUCAAAGCUCGAGCCAUCUCCAUUUGUUGAAGUUAGCCUUGGCAAAGAAACACAAAGAACUCCAGUGAAGGUGAAAACGGUGAAUCCUCUUUAUCAAGUGAAAUUUUUCUUCUUCGUCAGACAUCCGGAAAAUCAAGAGCUGAAAUUUGAAGCAAUCGACGAUGGGACUCGAAAGUCACUCGGCACAAUGUCCAUUCCCUUACAAGCUCUCAUCAAAGAGCCAAACCUUGAGUUUUAUCAACAAACAUUGCAUUUGACUCAUGGAGUGCAUCAAUGUCCAAUGGUUGUCACUGUGAGAUUGCGGAUUCUAGUUGAAGCCACAAGAAAAGACUCAAUUCUAGGGAAUAAUGGUUUAUAUCCGGGAGAGAAAAAUAUGCACGAACUCGACGACGACACUUUAAAAGUCUAUGCAACGGGUUCACAUAUUGAAAGAGCCGAUCGUAAACUCGCGAAUGGAGACGCAUCAGCGGUGGAGCCGGCGAAAACUGUUAAUCCGAAAGCUGGCCCGCUUGAGGUCGAGGUGAAGAUGGACUCGACUCAAUUCCAUCUCAAUCACAGUGGAUCGAUCAAUUCGAUGGCGAGCACAAAAUCCCCAGGACACACCAGUUCUCGCGUCGGUCGACUAUUCAAGAGUCGACACGAAUUGGACAAAACUUUACCAUCGGAUGCUCCUCGAGGCGCUUUGGAGAUCUCAAUUCGAUACGCAGAUGCGGUGGGAAAGUUGAUUCUUGAAGUAACUCGUGCUCGAAAUCUACUUCCUGUCGACAAGCAAAACAAAACAGCUGAUCCAUAUGUGGUUUGUAAGUUAAUCAGCAUUGACUCAAAACGAGUGAUCGAAAAGCGAAAAACUGGCAUCUCGCACAACACGAUCGAUCCCGUUUUUGACAAUCAUUUUGAGUUUGAUAUGAACAAGUCCGAUAUGCACAACUAUCGGCUUUCAUUUGAGGUGAAAGACAGCCGCAACUAUGGGAUUGCCACGAAAAUUCCUGUACUGGGACAGGCCGAUAUUCGAUUAGAGAGAUUGGAUCGACACGAAUUAUCCCAACAAUGGAUCACAUUGGAAGCGACCAGAAAA